Molecule: messenger RNA, 465 nt
Organism: Nematocida major
Lineage: Eukaryota; Fungi; Microsporidia
Product: small subunit ribosomal protein S18e
Exons: 1
Coding region: 1-465 (154 amino acids)
Biological process (GO): translation
Cellular component (GO): cytosol; ribosome; small ribosomal subunit
Molecular function (GO): structural constituent of ribosome; RNA binding
Source: RefSeq, a predicted model, not a curated record
AUGACUUUACGAUUCACUGAGAGUGCGCAGAUGCAGGACAUAAUUCGUAUGUACAACACAAACAUAAACGGAAGAUCUACGAUAGUUAGGUCUCUAACAGGAAUCCGUGGAAUAGGCCUAAGAAUAUCUAAUUUAAUCUGUAAAAAGGCAGAAAUAGACACAUCCCUUCGGGCAGGACAAGUAGAGCAGGAGAAGCUUUCUCUCAUCUCGAAGAUUCUGGAGGCUCCGCAGGAGUUUGGGAUUCCCGUGUGGAUGCUGAACCGGCAGAGAGACCCCCAGACGGGAGAGAACAAGCAGCUGAUUGCAAACCAGGUUGAGGCCGACUACAGGCUGUACCUGGAGAGGGCAAAGAGGCUGAAGCACAUCCGAGGCCUGCGUCUUCUGAAGGGCCUGAAGGUGAACGGGCAAAGGACGAAGUCAAACGGCCGACGUGGGAAAACAGUUGGAGUUUCCAAGAAGAAAUAA